Molecule: messenger RNA, 1706 nt
Organism: Dipodomys ordii (Ord's kangaroo rat)
Lineage: Eukaryota; Metazoa; Chordata; Mammalia; Rodentia; Heteromyidae
Gene: Ak2
Product: adenylate kinase 2
Exons: 7
Coding region: 72-776 (234 amino acids)
Biological process (GO): ADP biosynthetic process
Cellular component (GO): cytoplasm; mitochondrion
Molecular function (GO): AMP kinase activity; ATP binding
Source: RefSeq, a predicted model, not a curated record
GGCGCGCUGGCCUGGAAGCACUGGACCUGGGAGGUGUGCUUGGCGGGUGGCGGUGAGAGGUUUUGGCGGACAUGGCUCCCACCGCGUUAGCGACCGACCCCAAACCGAAGUAUCCUAAAGGCAUCCGGGCGGUACUGUUGGGGCCUCCCGGAGCUGGCAAAGGUACCCAGGCACCAAAAUUGGCUGAGAACUUCUGUGUCUGUCAUUUGGCCACUGGUGAUAUGCUGAGGGCCAUGGUGGCUUCUGGUUCAGAACUUGGGAAAAAACUGAAGGCAACUAUGGAUGCUGGAAAGCUGGUGAGUGAUGAGAUGGUAGUGGAGCUUAUUGAGAAGAAUUUGGAGACCCCUUCAUGCAAAAAUGGCUUCCUUCUAGAUGGCUUCCCUCGGACUGUGAGGCAGGCUGAAAUGCUUGAUGACCUCAUGGAGAAAAGGAAAGAGAAGCUUGAUUCUGUGAUUGAGUUCUGCAUCCCAGACUCCCUGCUCAUUCGGAGAAUCACCGGAAGGCUGAUUCAUCCCAUGAGUGGCCGGUCCUACCAUGAGGAGUUCAACCCCCCAAAAGAACCCAUGAAAGAUGACAUCACUGGGGAACCCCUGAUCCGGCGAUCAGAUGAUAAUGAGAAGGCCUUGAAGAUCCGCUUGGAGGCUUACCACACUCAGACCACCCCGCUGGUAGAGUACUACAGUAAACGGGGAAUCCACUCUGCUAUUGAUGCAUCCCAGACCCCGGAUGUCGUGUUUGCAAGCAUCCUAGCAGCCUUCUCCAAAGCCACAUCUUAGUAGCAGAAGGCCAGGCAAGACUGCACCACUGUUCGUCACCCCACGGCGUGAUCCCUGUUUUUAGGUGCUGGGCAGAAGGGAAGGGUGGUCAGGGGAAGGAGGGAAAGGGAGGGGUGGUGAGGGACUUGACCAUAACUUGGAAGAGCAGUGCUGCUGUAAUGAAUGGGGUUUUCUUACACAUGGAUGGGAGUUUUAGAAGUAUAAAGAAAGAUUAAUUUUUUUAAAGACACUGUGAUUGAAGGGUGUGGAUACAAAUAGGGAGAUACAGUAUUAUAAGCAAUUAGGGUUUUGUUUACUCUGGACUGGUGACAGAUGUUUUUUUAAAGCCAAUGCUCUAAAAUCAGAACCUCAUGGAGUGCUCCACCAAGAACACAGAAAAUCAAACUGUGGUCUUGUCUGUCUAUAGCAUGGAACAGGGAGAAUUUGACUGCGGACAACAUCUUAUGAUCAAAAUAUCAUCUCUAUGUUUGCAAAAGAUAAAGGGUGUGUUAGUUCAGGUGAUGGCUCAGUAAAGCAAGUCUACUAAAAUUAUGAAGGGGGAGAAACCAGUUUUAAUCCUGUCCCCUAACUUUACCAGUCCACUUGCUCUCGUGGCAUAACUCUCAGCAGCCACCUCAAGCCUUACUGAAUUUCAUCCCUGGUGUAUGAAGCAACCUUUUUAAAUAAAUAAGGACUGGAGUGUAGCUCAGAGGCAGAGCACUUACCUGGCAUGUGCGAGGCCCUGGGUUUGAUCCCCAGGACUGUGAAGAAAAAAACAAAUGAGCACGUAUCCUAAGCUAUAUCAUCCAAAGAUUGUCUUUUCCAUCCUCAAAUUCUGUGACUGAGAUCACUUGACAGCACUGUGAUGUAUUAUUUUCAACAAGGUGCCUUUCUUAACUGACCAGAUGCUGCCUUAUUUGGCCCCUAAGUCAAUAAAGAAUGUUAAAAAUU